Chlorocebus sabaeus (green monkey) is the source of this 900-nucleotide messenger RNA. RefSeq lists its product as uncharacterized. The record is from RefSeq and is a predicted model, not a curated record. Lineage: Eukaryota; Metazoa; Chordata; Mammalia; Primates; Cercopithecidae.
GGCCAGCGGGAUGGGGUGGUGGGAAAAUGGCAGCAAGCAAGCUUCAGAAGAGACGCUCAGCUCAGGAGGCGACUCUUAACGAGCCUCACCUGCUCCAGGUACAUUUCGAUCUGUUUCUGCGUCCUCGCCGUACACACUCAGACCCUGUGUUAUCAGAUUUGGGGCUGUUUCUGCGUCCUCGCCAUAUACACUCAGACCUCAUGUUAUCAGAUUUGGGGCUGGACGUCAGGGGUGUCAGGUUGGCGUCCCCCCUCCCCACCCCACUCCCCGGCACUGGAUGUCAUCUGUAUGUCCUGAAUGACUGGCUCCCUGCCUUAGCAUGUUCCAUGUUCCUGCACUUCUUGGCCAUCAUGGAAUGUUCUGGAUGUGGAGACCAUGCUCAUCCAAACCGUUUUUUGUGUGGGGCCCAGGGAUCCUGUGGGAAAGGUGUCAGCCUCCUCGCUGGAGUUCAGACGUUCACGCACCUGUGUGUUGGACUAAGGACGUGUUCUGGAAAGGGACUUGAGGGGAUCCCCAGCAAGGUGUCCCAAGAAGGAGGCUGGCAGUGCAGGACGAGGGUUGGAGCCCGGGAAGCAAACCAGCACCCUGGAUUUCAGCCAGCGGACGAAAGCCCAGCCCUCAGCUUUCUCAGACCAGCCCUGGAGUGGGUGGCCCGGGGAGACCUGGGAAGUGGCCCUGCUGGUCCUGCAGACUGUGUGGCUUUGCAGCUGUCUAGAUGGAGGGGUCACAGUUCUCUCAUGCUGGACGAGGACACUGAUGCAUGGAAACUCACCCCAAACCUUGAAUUGUGAUGGCAUUUGAGGCAGCCCGACCGGCGUCACAUGAACCUGAAAAGAAUCAAGAUAUAAUUUAUUUUUAAAAUAAAUCAGACACUUUCAGAAUUUGACCCUAAGAGGUUAA